ACAAUAUUCAAAUGCAACAAGUAGGUAAGAAAAAAGUGUUAAACAUGAAUCUGAAUACCUAUACAAUUCAACCUCGUAUCUAUUAUCGCAAUCACAACACGAACAUUAGAUAAAAAUACAUAGUUACACGAGUAAUAGGAGAUUUUCGAGGCAAAUUCAGUAUAUUUCGUAACUCACAGUUAGUCAAACACACGAGGCUGUAUUGGACCGGCAUGUGAUUUUUUACUAACCAAAUCAAAGUUCGAACGAACAUCAUUUCGGUCUUCUCGAAACAGGUUUUGUGACGAUAAAUAUUGCGCGAAGGUGGUUGAGCUCUCACAUUGAACCUAUCUGGUUAUGUUGGUAACGUGAAAUGGAAGUAAAAAAUACACGCGGUUUAUCGAAAUUUGUUAAAAAACAGCAGGAAAACGAAAACCAUGAAAUUCGAGAAGUAUCCUCAGAUGACACACCUUUCUCGACUUCGAUAUGGUUUUCGAGACGAUUUUGGGUCGCUGUGGUGGUAUUUUUAUGCUUCACCAAUGUCGUAAUGUUGAUGUGCAGCGUGAAUAUCGCUAUCGUCGAGAUGACAUCGAGUAAAAACGUAACGAUAGGAAAUAAGACCGUUGAACGCCCGCCAGAAUUUGCCUGGAAUUCAGCAACCAUUGGGAUCGUUUCCAGUGUAUUUCUGUACGGAGAACUGUUAUCAUUUUUUUCUGGAUUUUUUGUAAACAAACUCGGUGGAUCGACCAGUGGCUCGUUGUGUAUGUUGGUCGGCGGUGUAUUGACGAUACUUCAACCGGCUACGUUGUACUUCGAUUAUAAUUUAUUUUUGGUGAAUCGUUUUGUGACUGGAUGUUUCGUGGUAUCGUUUUUCGUGAGUACAGCGCAAAUAUACUCUCAGUGGUUCCCAAAAAAAGAAAGAUCCACUCUAAUAUCGUUAUGUUACAACGGAUCCAGCGUCGGUGUAACCAUAUCCUAUCCUUUAUUUGGAUACGUAGCCGCCGGAUGGGGAUGGCAAAUGGUAUUUUAUAUGGCGGGUGCGAUAUCAGUCAUUUUCGCCAUAGUUUGUGUGAUUUUUGUGAAGAAUUGCCCUACUCAAGAUGGAUGUAUAUCCGACAAAGAGCUGCGGUACAUUUUGGAUGGCACUGAUGAUUUGCAACGCGAACAAAAUACUAGCCACCCUUACAGAAAGAUCCUCUUAUCAGCACCUGUACUGGCCGUAUGUUUUGCAAAAUUCACCUUACUAUGGAUAGAUGUGAUCGUAGCUGGAUGUUUACCACUUUAUGUUAAAGAUUUGACUGGAGAAAGCACAGACCAAGUAGGACUGAUAUCUUCGAUUCCUACCGCUGUUGAAAUCCUCAUCUAUCCGCUGGCAGGUGCAUUGCUGGACUUUUGGAAAAACAACACGGACAUAAAAUUAACUCGGAUGCACAAGAUAACCGUCAGUACAUCGUAUAUUUCGACCGGCGUUUUCUUUGUAGGUUUGACGUUGAGUACCAGUUUCACGUUAUCGAUGGCUUUCUUCGUUCUUAUUCAAAUCGCUCUAUCGGUCGUGCCACCGGUUUUAGAACCAAUCAUCGUGAAUGUAGCUCCAAACGACUCCAGUGUUGUGGCCGGAUUGGCUCUAUUUUUCGGUUCAAUUGGCACCAUAAUUGCCAGAACAUUAACCGGAUUUAUGACGAUAGACAAUACUUUACAAGAAUGGAACAACUGUUUCCUAUUGGCAAGCGCCGUUCUAGUCUCCACAGUCGUAAUAUUCGCCAGAUACGGAUCUAGUGAAGCUCAAUCGUGGUCUUCAACAUCGUCAUCGUUACCAAGCAGCACUGAUGGAGAACGUGAUCGUUUAAUCAGGGAAUAGAAACUACCUAACCUACCUGUGGAAUGUGAUUUUGAAAUCAACUUUCAUUUUUAAAAUAUUGAACAUUGAUUACCUACCUCUUUUAUUAUGUGAAUUAAAAAGCUAAUGUGAUUUUCAAAUAAACCAAAUUUUUAUUAUUUUAUUGCAAAACGUUAUCAUUUUUAAAAAAUAAUAAUUUAUAUAGGUACAUACUUAAUUACCUUUUGAAAUUUCGACUUUAUCAUCGAUUAAGAAACAUUUUUUCGUUCAAUUCAAAAAAUACGCGAAAUCAAAAUCAUUCAACCCGAAUAACUAAUUACCGACGAUUUAUGUACAAUGGAAUAAUAUGAUAUGGUGCGAUCAAAUAUGCAUGUACAUAGCACAAAUAGACGUCACAAUUGUAAUUUUAUACUCAAUACUGAUACUCUUUAUCUGUUUAAUUAGACGCUCACGUGCGUCUCGUCAUUUGAUGAAAUGUCUAAUCUUUUUCAAACAUAGGGAGUACCAAGGCCAGCUUUUUUUUUACUCAUGAAGGAGGGGAGAAAGCACAACAUCUGAGAUUAAUGUGCGUAUGCUUUCAGCAUCAAAAUGAAUAAUACAAAUAAUAUUUUAAUCUGGUAACGUGAUGGUGAAAAAAUCGCUCAACAAUUUCUUCCAUAAGCUAGUUUCUAUUAAAAAUUAGGACGUUUAGUGAGAUGAAAUCCAACGGUGUGAUCGAACCGGAUGUUCCAGAAAAGUUUCCAUAUAACAACAAUAACGAUAUACC
Molecule: messenger RNA, 2582 nt
Organism: Planococcus citri (citrus mealybug)
Lineage: Eukaryota; Metazoa; Arthropoda; Insecta; Hemiptera; Pseudococcidae
Product: vesicular glutamate transporter 3-like
Exons: 9
Coding region: 353-1837 (494 amino acids)
Biological process (GO): monoatomic anion transport; transmembrane transport
Cellular component (GO): membrane
Molecular function (GO): transmembrane transporter activity
Source: RefSeq, a predicted model, not a curated record